Messenger RNA from Fusarium falciforme, 927 nucleotides. Its product is annotated as Monocarboxylate transporter 2. The transcript is spliced from 2 exons. The record is from RefSeq and is a predicted model, not a curated record. Gene Ontology annotation, molecular function: transmembrane transporter activity. Bases 1 to 927 code for a protein of 308 amino acids. Lineage: Eukaryota; Fungi; Ascomycota; Sordariomycetes; Hypocreales; Nectriaceae. Gene Ontology annotation, biological process: transmembrane transport. Gene Ontology annotation, cellular component: fungal-type vacuole membrane.
AUGGCCUCGAUAUCGUCUCAGUACUACCAGUUCAUCUUAUCCCAGGCGAUUUGCAGCCCCCUGGGUGCAAGCAUGGUUCUGUAUCCGUCCUUCAGCUGCGUCGCCACCUGGUUCCGACAAAAGCGUGCUCUGGCCCUGGGAAUCACAGCUAGCGGCUCGAGUCUCGGCGGCGCUAUCUUGCCUGUUUUGGUCAAUCGCUUGAUACCACGUAUUGGGUUUGGGUGGACGAUGCGUGUCUGCGCUUUCCUCUUAUUCGGCCUGCUUCUUCUGACAAAUCUAACCGUCCGAUCACGAGUCCCACCUCAACCAAAGGAGACCGGCAUCAUGGCCUAUCUUCGCCCCUUUACGUCGCUCUCCUUUGUGCUAACCUCCUUGGCGGGCUUCUUCUACUCCAUGGGCAUGUUCAUCCCCAUUACAUUCAUGGUAACUUACGGUGAAUAUGUCGGCCUGUCAGAUGAUAUGGCUGGGUACCUGGUCUCGAUCUUCAAUGCGGCGAGUGGAAUUGGGCGUAUUCUACCGGGAUACAUAGCAGAUAAAGUUGGCAGCUUCAACGUGUCAAUGGCAGCCGCGACUCUUUCGACCAUCUUUGUGUUGGCAUUGUGGCUGCCAGGGCACAGUCAUGGGUCGGCCAUCGCUUUUGCCGCAUUGUUUGGAUUCAGUUCCGGCACUUAUACAGCCAUCAGCCCGGCCUUGGUAGCGGACAUUUCAGACCUCAAGGAGAUAGGCACCCGUUCCGGAACCAUGUACGCGUUCAUGUCUGUGGCUGCCCUCACUGGCAGCCCAAUCGGGGGUGCCUUAAUCUCGGGAGCAGACGGGAGCUAUUGGAAGCUCCAAGUUUUUACUGGCUGCAUGCUUGGUGCUGGAACUGCGUUCUAUAUCGCUGCCAGACUGUACCUGACCAAAGGUAGGCUGUGGGAGAAAGUCUGA